AGGUACAGUUCUCCAAACAGUUGUUCUCUCCAGUCAUGUCUUGAGAUACGGUGCCCUCUAUUUACUUGUUCGUAGUGAAACAAAGAUUCGCAACAUCCCAUCCGCACAUCCGGAAACAAACCAAGGGAGGUGAAUGGUUGGGCAGGUGUGUCACUCUGUUCCACCUCAGGCCCCAUGGCUCACAGUGUCAGGAGAGAUGCCCCUGAGCUCCCUGACUUCUCUCUGCUCAAGAGGCUGGCCAGGGACCAGCUCAUUUACCUACUGGAACAGCUACCUGGGAGGAAGGACCUGUUCAUUGAGGCAGAUUUGAUGAGCCCCCUAGACCGCAUUGCUAAUGUCACAACACUAAAGCAACAUGAUGUGGACAAGCUUUACAAAGUGGAACACAAACCCAUUGUCAGCACCUCAGAUCAACUAUGCUUCCUGAUCCGCCCAAGAAUAAAAACUGUCAAGUGGAUAUGUGAUGUGGUCAAUGCAGACAAAGCAUUUGGGAGAUUCAGAAGAUACAAGAUCAUAUUUAGCCCUCAGAAGUUUUAUGCAUGCGAGAACCUUUUGGAGGAGCAGGGAAUCUUUGGUGAUGUGACUACUGACGAGUGGUCAUUCUACCUCCUGCCCCUGGACGAUGACAUCAUUAGCUUGGAGCUUCCGGAAUUCUUCAGAGACUACUUCUUGGAGGGAGACCAGCGCUGGGUGAGAACAGCGGGUAGUGCCCUGCAUCUCCUACACUCUGUCUACGGCCCCUUCUCUAAGGUGUAUGGGAUCGGACGAUGCUCCAAGAUGGCGUAUGAAUCGUGGAGGGAGCAGGUGGAGGAGGGGGAACAGAGAGCGCUUCAAGCGGAGAUCGGAAAUGUGUUUCUCAUUGACAGAGAUGUGGACCUUGUGACUCCUCUGUGUUCCCAGGUUGUCUAUGAAGGACUUGUCGAUGAUAUUUUCAGAAUUAAAUGUGGAUGUGUGGAGUUUUGUCCAGAUGUCACCUCCUCUGACAAGAGUAUAAAAGUGAUGCUAAACUCUCAAGAUAAGGUUUUUAACGAGAUCAGGAACGAGCAUUUCUCCCAGGUGUUUGGCUUCCUAAGUCAAAAGGCCCGAAACCUCCAGACUGCAUAUGAUAAGCGUAGUGGAAUGGACAUUAAACAGAUGAAGACGUUUGUGUCGGAGGAGCUGAAAGGGUUAAAACAGGAGCAUCGGCUCCUCAGUCUGCAUAUUGGUGCCAGUGAGUCGAUGAUGAAGAAGAAAACAAAGCAGGACUUCCAAGAGCUGUUGAAGACAGAGCACUCCUUACUGGAGGGGUUUGAAAUCCGUGAAUGUAUUUCCUACAUAGAGGAGCAUAUCAAUAGACAGGUCUCUAUGGUGGAAAGUAUGAGACUCCUUUGUCUGCUGUCUCUCACAGAAAACGGCCUCCUUCCCAAAGAUUAUCGGUCAUUAAAAGCCCAGUUUCUACAGAGUUAUGGCAUUGAACACCUACUGACGUUUUCCAACCUGAAGCAGCUAGGCCUGCUGGUGGAGCAGCAGCCUGGAGAGACCCUCACUGUCAUGGAGAGCAGAGUGGGCAAACUGGUCAACGACAAAACCGCAGGAAAGCUGACUGAUGCCUUCUCCUCCCUGGCCAAGAAGAGCAAUUUCCGUGCCUUGGGCAGGAGGCUCAAUCUGAAUCAACAACAAGUGGGACACAAUCAUGAAGUGGAACGACAUUUCUUGGAUAUUUCAAACUUUUUUAAAAGUUUGUGGGUGCACCUUCUCAGAGAUCUCAGCACUACGCUUCCUGGGCAGAGAGAAAGGUCUUAAAUUCAUUGUGGUGACCACAGCUAUCACAAACAGUGCCAGACUUCUGGAGUCUAUGUUGGACAACCAUGCAUGAGUCCUGGGGUCUUUCUAUCAUUGCCAAUGGAAGCAUCCAGCUUGUGGUCCAAGACAUCAUGUGGACACAUACAGAUGACUUUUUGGACAAUUUGCAUCAACAAUAUGACAACAAGCUACAUGCUUGCACCUGUUAUUCAGAGUCUUGUAUUGGAAGCAGUCACUGUCUAGGAUAGAUCUGAUUCAGAAAAAAAUUGAUUGACGUUGGAAUAUAUUCCAUCAUAGUGCUAUACCAACUGCAAAAGGUGUACAAAGAAUGUUGUUUUUUGUCCACAGUACAAAAUAAAUAUGAUGUUUUA
Messenger RNA from Oncorhynchus mykiss (rainbow trout), 2153 nucleotides. The record is from RefSeq and is a predicted model, not a curated record. NCBI's taxonomy places the organism in Eukaryota, Metazoa, Chordata, Actinopteri, Salmoniformes, Salmonidae.